Echinostoma caproni is the source of this 1983-nucleotide messenger RNA. Lineage: Eukaryota; Metazoa; Platyhelminthes; Trematoda; Plagiorchiida; Echinostomatidae. The record is from the annotation of a GenBank genome assembly.
GAGGACAAAACUGGUGGUCCUAAACAACGUCUUCUUGGGUGGAUUAAACAAAAGAUUCCGGAUGCUUCGAUCAAAAAUUUCACUACAGACUGGAAUAGUGGUGUUGCGAUCGGUGCUUUGGUGGAUGCAUGUGCCCCAGGGCUUUGCCCUGAUUGGCCCGAUUGGGACACCCGACAAUCCCUGCGCAAUGCGACUGAAGCCAUGACGACGGCGGAGGAAUGGCUGUGUGUUCCUCAAUUAAUUCGACCGGAAGAAAUGGUGAACCCUAGUGUAGAUGAAAAAGCCAUGAUGACUUAUAUCAGCCAGUUCCCGAACGCGAAAUUGCGAGAAGGUGCACCGUUGCGUCCGAAGCGAAAUCCAAACAAGGUUCGAGCUUACGGACCAGGUGUUGAGCCAACUGGUAACACUCUAGGCAAUCCAUGCAAAUUUGUGGUGGAGACCGCGGAUGCUGGGCGUGGACAAUUAGAAGUUAUCGUUCUUAAUCCCAAGGGCGCUCGUGAACCGUGCAAUGUUGUCGCCAACAACGAUAUGACCGCUAGUUUUUCAUGCACUUACGAACCUCGAAUGGACGGCGAGCAUAGAGUAAUCAUUAAAUUUGCUGGUCAAGAAAUUCCUCAUUCACCUUUCCGUGUUAACAUUGAUGGCCCUGCAGCUGAUCCAAGCAAAGUGAUUGCAACUGGACCGGGUGUGGAUAGACAUGCGAAAAAUUGUGUGGGGCGCCCCACAUAUUUCAACGUCAAUGCUCAAACUGCUGCCUUAGCUGCUCUGACUGCUGCGGCUGAAGCAGCUCAAAAACCGAUCAAAAACACCGCAGCUGCAGAGGAAAUCGGUUUGACUGGUCGUGUAUCACAGAUCACUUCGAAUUUCACACAAACACAAGUUGAUGGAUUCACGAAUGGGUACGACGAUUCGCCACAGCCUGAGAACUUAAUGGAAAGGGAUAAUCAAAAACCGGGAGGGAAAGCGCAAUUAACCCAGCCGAAUAAACACAAUGGAAAACUGACUACUGACGAGGAAAACCGAACGGGAAAUCUGGAGACAAAUGACCUGACACCAAAUCCACAUUCGAUGCAACCAGCGUUUGGCGAUGGAAAUGCAAACUAUUCCAUCCACAGUGGAAUUCUCCACGAUCCAGAACUACUCAUGACAGCGACAAUGCCGGUAAUGGGAAAUUUCCGGGAUAACCUAAGUUCCACACAAAAUGAGGCAACCUGUCUACCGGACAUAUUGAACAAAGAGAAGCUUGCUGUUCGAGGAUUUGAUGAUGAGAUCAGCACUUCGUUUGUACUUCCAGAGCCGGUGCUUAUAAACUCGGGAAAUCUUGGUCUUCUGGACCACGUUCCAGAGUAUACAACCGACUCAGGAAGUGCAAAAGUUCGACGAGAGUCGGAGGAAUCGCUUCCUCCGGCCCCGCAAUCACUUGAUGACCUCAGUGGGGGAGAGAUCACUGCCAUUGAAGAUCUACCACCAGCAGCUGUAUCAACGGCAUCCGCCAAUGAAAUAGCUUUCAAUCCGGAGCUGGUGUACGCCACUGGACGGGGCGUGCAAGCCCGUGGGAUUCGCGCCCAGGAUGACGUUCAGUUUCUGGUACACACGGAACGGGCUGGUGAGCAAGCUCAAGUCAAAGCAACAAUGGUUCGAUCUGACGGCUCGUCCGAACCCGUGCGGGUGGAGCAGACAGACAAACAAUUGUGGACGUGCUCUUACGUGCCUCAACGACCAGGCAAGUACACUCUGAGGGUCCUUUACGGGAACGGUGAUAUUCAAAACAGCCCGUUCAAUAUUGUCGUGGGCCCACAUAAAAAGUGUGGUAUCACAGCUUUCGGUCCCGGUCUGGUUGCUGGCGUUGUCAAUCAUCCGAACGUUUUCACAGUGUGUUGCCGUGAAGAAAGCAGUAAAAUCGGUGAGGUCAUCGGGUUAUUUUAUUGUUUUUUUCCAGCUCAUCAAUCUAUAGAAUCUAGUGCAGAUGAAUACACUAGCUGA